This is a messenger RNA of Exophiala viscosa, 1263 nucleotides long. Its product is annotated as inositol phospholipid synthesis and fat-storage-inducing TM-domain-containing protein. NCBI's taxonomy places the organism in Eukaryota, Fungi, Ascomycota, Eurotiomycetes, Chaetothyriales, Herpotrichiellaceae. The record is from RefSeq and is a predicted model, not a curated record. Bases 116 to 1102 code for a protein of 328 amino acids. Gene Ontology annotation, molecular function: coenzyme A diphosphatase activity. Gene Ontology annotation, biological process: phospholipid biosynthetic process; lipid storage; lipid droplet organization. The transcript has a single exon. Gene Ontology annotation, cellular component: endoplasmic reticulum membrane.
UCUACAAUACGAACACCUCUCAUCUUUCCGUUUACAUAGAAACCCGGGAGCAUGCCGAGCUGCAGCUGACGGGGCCUCACCUUUCCAAUCAACUUGCCAUUUUUGACUCGCAAACAUGCCUGCGGUUCUGCGCAACGGGCGCACCGUUGGUCAACAGGACGAGAAGCCCGAGUCGUCCAAGACCGAGACCAGGUUCACGACGCCGACCACCAUGUCAAGACCUUCCACAUAUCUCCUCCUCAUCUACCCUGUCAUACUUGCGAUUGGCUCCCUCUAUUCUGUCCUUUCACCGAUCGCGGCACCACCUGUUGCUCCGCUGGCACCUGGAGUUACUUCUGAGGCCAAUACUCCCUCAACAGCCCCCGUCAACUAUUUCUCGACCAAAAGGAACAUCUUCAACGUGUAUUUUGUCAAGCGUGGCUGGUUCUGGAUGACACUAGCUUUCGUUCUGCUCCAGAUAACAACUCGACCACCUCCAGCCAUCAAACAAAAGCACUACCUCCAAGCCGCAUUACGCUACACGCUAGCAACCUUCUCCUGGUUCUUGACAACACAAUGGUGCUUCGGUCCCGCUCUCAUCGACCGCAGCUUUACCAUCACAGGCGGUCGCUGCGAACCUCACAUCCUGAACACCAAUGGCAUUGGAGAAGUCAUUGGUAUGACCCAAAUUAACUCCGGACCUGUCUGCAAGGCUGUUGGCGGGCGCUGGAAGGGUGGUCACGAUAUCUCUGGUCACGUCUUCAUCCUUACGUUAGCCUCGGCUUUCCUCAUCUACGAACUGUAUAUUUCCGAUCGGGAUUCCUCCCAUCCGCACGUUUCUCCCAGGGCUGCAGCGGCAGUUGCGCAUGACAUGACGGAAGAAGAACGCAAAGCAGUGGGAGGAUGGGAAAGCGAGACCGUCGCCAAGGUCCGAAUGUGGUCGCGAUACAUAUUGUAUGGGGUUGUUGUGUUGGAUUUCUGGAUGCUGAUGAUGACGGCGAUUUGGUUCCAUACAUGGCAAGAAAAGCUCAGUGGAUUGCUGAUCGCUGGAUCGACCUUGUACGGCAUUUACUUUUUGGGACACCAUGUGCCCGAGUGGAGGUCAAUCGCUGGAGGGUUAUAAGCACACGCAGAAGAGGAUGAUAAGGGCGAAUGGACAACAGGGCUCGAUCAGCAUCCAGGAUUACGACACAGCAUAGCGCAUGGCAAUGGCGACGAAUUAGUGUUUCUAAGUAAUGCAUCACAGUGUAAAAUACUUCUCUCUGAGCUCAUUUUGGACUUUUG